Manihot esculenta (cassava) is the source of this 2628-nucleotide messenger RNA. Its product is annotated as protein SIEVE ELEMENT OCCLUSION B. The coding region runs from base 261 to 2390 and encodes 709 amino acids. NCBI's taxonomy places the organism in Eukaryota, Viridiplantae, Streptophyta, Magnoliopsida, Malpighiales, Euphorbiaceae. The transcript is spliced from 8 exons. Gene Ontology annotation, biological process: phloem development. The record is from RefSeq and is a predicted model, not a curated record.
CACAGGAUAAUACAAGGGACGUGCUAAACUGGCUAUCAAUAGGAGAAAUAGGCCAUAGAUUUUGCAAAACAACUUAACAUUCUCCUGUUUGUUUGUUUGUUUUUUUUCUUUUUAUUUUAAUAAUUGGUUUCCACCGAAAUUCGAAUUCUAAACCUAUUAAAAGCGGCUGAUUAACAUUCUUCUGAUUAACGUUUUAGGGUUUAGAUUACAAUGGAAGCAAGGAGUCUUAUAUCUCGCAGUUCAAUCGCCCUUUGCUCCCUAUGGCCUUCAGGUCACCCACAGUAAUUCCAGGCAACGGCGCUACCCAUCAGCUGAUCAAGACUGACCGAUCCAUGCUAGCUCUUUCCGACGAGACUUCAGUGAUGAAGCAAAUUCAGGCAACUCAUUGCCCUGAUGGCCGCGAGUUCGAUGUCAGACCUCUCCUUGACAUUGUUGAAGACAUCCUGAAACGUGCUACCCUUCAAGUUGAGACCACAUUGACGCCAACCGCGUCUCAUGCAGAGUCAGAUGACAAGAAUCGUUGCAAUUUCAUUUCCAAGCUUGAAACACUGUCGUUUGUUAUUGACAGAAUUUGUUGCGAGAUUUGCUACAACUCUCUGGGUGGAUCAGACGCCCAUGCCAUAACUCUCUCAAUAUUCAGCAUGCUAUCGAACUACUCCUGGGAUGCUAAGCUGGUGCUCACCAUGGCAGCCUUUGCUUCAAAUUAUGGAGAAUUCUGGCUGCUUGCCCAGAUUUACUCCUCAAACCAACUUGCCAAAUCAGUGGCAAUCCUCAAACAGUUGCCUAUUAUACUGGAACACUCAGGCCUAUUGAGGCCUCGAUUUGAAGCACUUAAUCAUCUGAUCAGGAUCAUGUUGGAGGUGACUGGUUGCAUAGUUGAGUUCAGGGAAUUACCAUCUACAUAUAUUUCCCCAGACAUGCCUGCUUUGUCCACAGCCACCUCUCUCACCCCAACUGCUGUUUACUGGACCAUAAGGAGUAUUGUGGCUUGUGCAACUCAGAUCAGCAGUCUCACCACCAUGGGACAUGAGUUUGCUACCACUGAAGCAUGGGAACUAUCCACCUUGGCUCACAAACUUCGUAACAUAGACGAGCAUCUAAAAAAGCAGCUCUCUAUUUGUUACCAACACAUAGAGGAGAAGAGAACUGUUGAAGCCUAUCAAGUGCUUGUGACUCUUUUUGAAACAAUCCAUAUUGACAACAUCAAGAUCCUGAAGACCCUGAUUUAUAGCAAGGAUGACGUCCCACCACUUGUUGAGGGCUCGACCAAGAAAAGGGUUAAAGUUGAGGUGCUGAUGAAGAAGAAUGUGCUAUUGCUCGUUUCGGGGCUAGACAUUUCCCAAGACGAGCUUUCGAUUCUUGAACAGAUUUACAAGGAGUCCAGGCUCCACCCCACCAGGGCGGAGGUUCAGUAUGAGGUGGUUUGGGUCCCAAUUGUGGACCAUACAGUGCCCUGGACCGAGUGUAUGCAAAAGCAAUUUGAAUCCCUGCAGGAUACGAUGCCAUGGUACGUGGUGCACCACCCAUCAAUGAUCGAUAAAGUGGUCAUUAAAUUCGUCAAGGAGGUAUGGCACUACAGGAGCAGGCCUAUACUGGUGGUGCUCGACUCUCAGGGAAGAGUUGUCUGCCCUAAUGCACUGCACAUGAUGUGGAUUUGGGGAAGCCACGCUUUCCCUUUCACUAGCUUGAGAGAAGAAUCCCUCUGGAAGGAAGAAACAUGGAAGCUCGAGCUUCUGGUUGAUGGCAUUGACAAAAAUAUUAUGAACUGGAUUAAUGAAGAAAGGUAUAUAUUAUUGUAUGGAGGUGACGAUAUCGAGUGGGUGAGGAAGUUCACCAGCACGGCAAGAUCAGUUGCACUGGAAGCAAGCAUACCACUGGAGCUGGUGUACGUAGGGAAGAGCAGCAAGAGGGAGAAAGUUCAGCGAGUCAUAGCAACAAUCAUCGAGGAGAAGCUGAGCUACGUGUGGGAGGACUUAACCAUGAUCUGGUUCUUCUGGACAAGGCUUGAAAGCAUGUUGUACUCCAAGCUUCAACUCGGCAAGAUCGAUGAAGAAGAUUCUACGAUGCUAGAAAUUAAGAAACUGCUUAGCUACGACAAAGAAGGUGGAUGGGCCGUGUUCGCUAAAGGAUCUGACAUUGUGGUUAAUGGGCACAGCUCCGCAGUUUUGCCGACAUUGACAGAGUAUGAAGUCUGGAAGGAGCAAAUUGAAAUUAAAGGCUUUGAGUUGUCGUUCAAAGAACACCAUGAAAAGAUUCAUUGUCUUUCUCAUACUUGCUGCCGUUUUGAGUUCUCUAAAAGCGCCAGUAGGAUCCCUGAGCAGCUCAGAUGCCCUGAGUGCCACCGAGUCAUGGAGAAAUAUAUCAGUUUCCUCUGUUGCCAUGAGGACUAGGGCGUUGAAGUUGCAGACUUACCAUGAUAAACAUAAUAUUGAACUUGCAGCUAUAAUAUAGAUAUUGAGUUCCUUGCUCGUUGUAAUCAUUUUUUUUUUUUUUUUCAUUUUCCCACAACGUUUGGUACUUUUGAUUUCCAAGUUUGUUUCUGGUAAUAUGGCAAUGGCCGCCAAGAGAGUUGUAAGUUGCUAGUUUGAAUCCAUAAAUAAGAGUUUGAGAGUUUCUAUAUAAUCAUCA